Messenger RNA from Tachysurus fulvidraco (yellow catfish), 4956 nucleotides. RefSeq names its product Rho GTPase activating protein 27, like (gene arhgap27l). Gene Ontology annotation, cellular component: cytoplasm. Gene Ontology annotation, biological process: regulation of GTPase activity; signal transduction. The coding region runs from base 318 to 3245 and encodes 975 amino acids. Gene Ontology annotation, molecular function: protein binding. The transcript is spliced from 19 exons. The record is from RefSeq and is a predicted model, not a curated record. NCBI's taxonomy places the organism in Eukaryota, Metazoa, Chordata, Actinopteri, Siluriformes, Bagridae.
AGUACACACACACACACACACACACACGCAUGCACACACCCUCUCUCUGUCUCUCUCUCUCUCACACACACACAGCACAACACACUUUAAACAGCACUGGAACUUUGAGCCCCAGGUGGACGGGUAAAGCUUUGAAGCAGAGAAGGACACAACGCUUACAAGGAAAAAAGGACGUUGAAAGAAAGAGAAAACAAACGGAUAUCGUGUGUGUUUCUGCUGAGUUUGUUGAAGAGAUAGUGAGCAUUAGGAUGAUGUCACAAUCCGGUUCCAGCAGGGGAGCCUUAUUCAAGUUCAUGACCCCAGCGUGACCUCCACACAUGGAGAUGGGGGAGACUGGUAAGAUGGCGAAGUCGUGCAUGGGCCUGGUACUGGUCGAGUUCGGAUACGAGUACAUGAACCAAGAUGGCUGCAUGGUCUCAAUCAAACCCAAUGAACGCUACACGCUCCUGUCCAAGACCAACGAUCACUGGUGGCACGUACGCAAAGACGAGUGCACCAAGCCUUUCUACAUCCCCGCCAAAUACGUGAAGGAGCUACCGUCCAGUUUGCCUUCACCCCUCGACUUCGUCAGUGCCCCUGCGCCCAAUCCGAUGCCUCCCACUGUUUCUGACCUUGCAGAGAAGACCAAGUUGAAUGAGGUAACUAUCAGGUCACACUCUCCCAGGAACCACCACAAGACAGACAACCGCAUGUCCACGUUCGGUGUCCCACUUGAUCUCCACGAGCCUCCGUCGUACAUGUACGGAGGCUCUGGGGAUCCUAUCAUCUCCCUAAACCCACUUCCAGCUUCGGAACCGGUGAAGAACAAAAGACACAGUCUUGCUUCAAACUUAUUGAGCUCCCUCGAGUCACUGCAGAAGCCUCGGGCACCGAACGUGAGCCCCGCCGACCUGCUGCUACGCCAGGUCAAGCCAGUGGAGCCACCGGUAAUCAAGAACCUGAUUGACACCAGGCCGCAGGCACUGCUGCUGAAUCCCGAGCCACUCAUUGAGACGGAGGAAAAGUCCAUCCCGUCAUCAGAAUCGGAGAACAUUUACGAAACGAUAGCGGAUUUGAACCUGGAUGUGUUGGUGAAGAGCGAACCUGCUGCUCUGCCUGAUCCUGCUCAGAGUCCACCCUCAUCUGCAGUGCAGGGCAAGCAGGAACGCGAGAACCCAAAUAUGGCGGUGUACGCUAACAUCUCUGAGCUGAAAAAGGUUGUGAAUCGCAUACCUCCAGCAUCUACGUCCACAUGCUCUUCUCCAGGCCUCUCUCUCAGUCCGGCUCCAGACUCACCUGAUUGGCAGGGCAGACCUGAGCAGGACAACGGCAAAAUGUUCUACCCUGCCUCACACCCUCAGAGCCCCAAUCUGCCCCCAGGCAAGGAAGCCUCGGCUCUGCUCAUCCCUGCCGUGGUUGCUCCAUCCUCACUGCCACCAUCUUUCUCGCCAGGAUCAGACUGGAAACAGUUCCUAGACGAAUCCACAGGGAGACACUACUACUACAACGCCACGCUGAAUCUGACGUCAUGGGGCACUCCCGAGCCACUUAGCCCUCAGCAGGAAGGACUGCCCUAUCUACCAGAGGAGGAUUACCCUACGAAUGAGCGUGCUGUCAGGGACGCGCCCCUGUCCCCGGGCAAGCGGCCCGUUCUGCCUCGGAUCACUCUGGACCCCGGGAACCCUGUCCCGUCUGGCUGGAAUUGCUCCACAGAGCCAGGAGGAAAAACGGUCUUCACCAGUGACCACACACCCCAACAGUGGAUCCAGUCGAAGGACGAGAAAGGCAAACUGUAUUAUUACUUAAAGGACAGUUCUGUGUCUCAGUGGAAUCUUCCGGAGGUGUUGGGGAACGGCCUGGAGCAGGAUGGACAGUCUGUCCCUAAGAACCUAAGACCCGUCCCACAUGAGGACACGCAGAGGUUUUUUCCGUCUCACCGCAGGAUUGCUUCUGAUCUCAGCACCGAUUCAUCGAGCACUGUGAAUUCAGCGGAUGUGCCUCAGGAGGAUGGCACGAGGCUGAGGAGGAAUCUGUCCAGCACAGACGCUCACUACCAGCAACUUCACCACCUCCAGUACCCUCACCACCCUCACCACCCUCACCACCAUUCACAGCUGGAGAAGGCAGGAAUCCUCAACAAGACCAAAAUAGCAGAUAAUGGCAAGAAGCUGAGGAAGAACUGGGCUCAGUCAUGGACUGUACUUCAUGGAGGAAUUCUCACCUUCUACAAAGAUCCCAAAUCCACUCCGGGUGGAUACGUGAAUAAGACUAAUCAGAUCGUCCCAGAGUUCACGGUGGAGCUGAAAGGAGCGACGGUCCUUUGGGCGUCCAAGGACAAGUCCAGCAAGAAGAACGUCCUGGAGCUAAAGACUCGACAUGGUGCAGAUUAUCUGAUACAAUACGACACUGACACCAUCAUCUACGACUGGCACAAGAUCAUCCAGGACACCAUUAAACACCUGGAUCAUGAACAUUACUCAGAGGAUGAGGAUGAUGAGGUCAUGGACAAAUCAACCCAGCCUGUAGAGAGAGAGAGGAAGAACACCACGACGAGGCAGAGCUCCGCCGGUGCUGCAGAUGCUGAGCAGAGCCGCGUUCGUACCAAACUGCGUAAGUUCCUCCAGAGGAGACCGACACUGCAGGCAGUCAAGGAGAAAGGCUACAUCAAAGACAACGUGUUUGGAUGUCACCUGGACACCUUGUGUCAUCGUGAGAACACCACCGUCCCCAGAUUUGUGGAGAAGUGUAUCAAGACCGUGGAGAGGAGAGGAUUAAACAUCGACGGGAUCUACAGAGUGAGCGGGAACCUGGCGGUCAUCCAGAGACUCCGGUACAAAGCUGAUCACGAGGAGGAGCUGGAUCUGGAAGAUGGUCAGUGGGAGGAGAUUCAUGUCAUCACUGGAGCACUGAAGCUCUUCUUCAGGGAGCUUCCUGAGCCGCUGUUCCCCUACAGCUUCUUCGAAAAGUUCAUCGCCGCCAUCCAAAUCGGCGAUCAGAGUCAGAGGGUGUCGUAUAUACAAGACUUGGUGCGAACGUUGCCGUUACCCAACCACAACACCAUGGAAGUGCUCUUCAGACACCUGUGCAGGGUGGUUGAUCACUCGGACUCCAACCGGAUGUCCUUCCAGAGCAUGGCCAUAGUCUUCGGUCCAACUCUGCUCCGGCCCGAGGAAGAAUCCGGAAACAUGGCGGUCCACAUGGUCUUCCAGAACCAGAUCGUGGAGCUCAUUCUCAGGAAGUUCGAUGAGAUUUUCUCUCCCAGAUGAGUCAUUCAGCCUGAGCAGUAAAGCUGCUUGAGUGAGGCUGGACUGAGCUUUCACUGGAUUCUUAAAGACUUUCUGCUUUAUUUAGGACAACGCUCACUCUCACGUUACAGCUCAGUAAAUCUACAUGAGGAUUUCCUGACGAAUCAGAAUAAAGAGAUCAAAUGCUUUGUUUGACCGGAUUAGCGUCCGGAUUAGCGUCUGUAUGUGCGUCCGUAUUAUCAUGGGUUUUCAAAACAUGGACUUCAGGAGCUAGUUCAGAUCAACAGUCUGAAAAAAGACCGACAAAGUACGUGUUCGAUGUGUUUAACCUCCACCUGGAGUCCUCAUUUAAGCUUUGUAUAGAUUUAAAUAAAUGACUUAAUUACUUAUAUGUGCCCUGUGAUGGGUCGGCACUCCGUCCAGGGUGUAUCCUGCCUUGAUGCCCAAUGACGCCUGACGCCACAGGCUCCCCGUGACCCGAGAAGUUCGGAUAAGCGGUAGAAAACGAAUGAACGAAUGAAUGAAUGAAUGAAUGAAUCACCCAGAACUGAAAAAAGAAAGAAAGUUUGCAGCAGAUGAAUCAGGAAGCUCAGCUGGACGCUGGGACUGAAGGCAGUUGUGUUGGAAGAAACAUUUAUAUAGAAAUAUCUUGAGAUUUUGUAGGUAUGGUUGAGGUUUUCUCUGACCUGCUGUCAGGGUCGAGAAGUAAAGAGGAGUAAAGAGAAGUAAAGAGGAGUAAAGAGAAGUAAAGAUAUCUACAACAACAAGAAGCAGCCGAUUUCAUUACACUGUUGUGAUCAAGGUUUAUAAUAGUGUUAAAUGUGAGACUUGGCUCUGUUUCGCUCUGUUUUUGUCCCGGUAUCUGAUCAGCUGAUGACUAGAAACGUGUGUGUGUGUAGCGUCAGAUAAGACGAACACACACACAGAUGGAUUUUAUUGUACUUCAUUGAAAUUAAAUUUUAUUUUCUGGUAACGUGGAGAAAAACAGAGUAAAGUCGAGCGCACGUGAGGUUUGCGGAAGGGGGCGGGGCUUCAAGGUGGGGUCGGUUAAUCCCGUUUUAUGGGACAGAAAAGGGUGUGAAAGUGAGCAGGUCUGGAGCUGUAAUUUAAUUUUAAUAAUAGGGAUUAAAAGGAAUCGUCAUGAUAUCGCACAAGUCUAAUCCAGGCCUCCGUCUGGGUGCCAGAAUUUCUGUUUAAGUGCCAAGUUUGCUGAGUUUUCCUGUUAAACCAUCUAAUAACCCAGAUUCAUUUUAAACCUCCAGGGUUGGAGGUUGUGAGGUCUAAUCUCAGAAUGGUCACAGAGCCACGGUCUCGCUUUUACACAAGAUACGUCUCUCAAAACCCGAUGAACAAAAAAAAAACCCAGCAACUUCCUGUCUGAGGAUUUAAAUCUGAUCUUCUUCCUUCCACGACAGACUUAUCCUCUGAUUGGAUAUGAACGAGUUUGUGUGUGUGUGUGUGUGUUUGUGUGUGUGUGUGUGUGUGUGUGUGUGUGUGUGUGUGUGUGUGUGUGUGUGUGUGUGUGUGUGUGAUGAUGAUAUACAUGUUUAAUGUUAAAUAGAGCAUCUACAGUUUAUAACUAUAUAUUAUCUCCAGAUCUGUACAUAGAUUGAUGUUUAUAUGGAAAGAGGUUUAAUAUCAAAGUGAACACAUUUCAUAUACUAUUAAACAAAAUGCUGUGUAAAUACACAAUAUUCAGAUGUUUCACCAAAUAAAUAUUCUUUUAAGUCAA